Molecule: messenger RNA, 1762 nt
Organism: Boeremia exigua
Lineage: Eukaryota; Fungi; Ascomycota; Dothideomycetes; Pleosporales; Didymellaceae
Exons: 2
Coding region: 156-1400 (414 amino acids)
Cellular component (GO): cytoplasm
Molecular function (GO): exopolyphosphatase activity
Source: RefSeq, a predicted model, not a curated record
GAAAAAUAUCAAUUAUACCCAUAGAUCCAAGAAUAUCCACGCCCACCAAGCACGUGACAAACCCUCCGCUUACGUCACCCACCAUUCCAUCAACCCUCCCCAACCUCACAACACCCCCAUACACAGACAGCAGAACCCCCCAACCCCAACCCACCAUGGCGCUCCCACGCACCUCCCUCUCCACCUUCCUCACCCACGCCAAACAAACCCUGCGCACCGCCCUCCGCACCAACACGCCCGUAACCCUCGUCAUCGGCAACACAUCCGCGGACCUCGAUUCCAUGAGCAGCGCGAUUCUGUACGCGUACGUGCGCUCCGCGGCGCCGCCACGCACCGCGUUCACGCCGCUGUACAUCCCCGUGACGAAUAUGCGGGCCGCGGGGCUCGCGGCGCGGCCGGAGUUUCUGGCUGUGUUUAAAAGUGCGGGGGUUGAGGGUGGGCAGCUCAUUACGCUGGACGAUUUGCCCGCGCUGGAAGGCGUGGGAGAUGUGUUGGAGCCGCGCAAUACGGCGUGGGUGCUGGUGGAUCACAAUGUGCUGGUGGGGGAGCUGGGGCGGGUGUAUGGCGGGCGGGUGAGGGGGGUGAUUGACCACCAUGAGGAGGAAGGGGGGGUGCCGCGGGACACGGGCGAGGAGCCGCGGGUGGUGGAGAAGAGCGGGAGUUGUUCGAGUUUGGUGGUGGGGUAUGUGCGGGCUGCUUGGGAGGGGCUGGGGGGUGGUGAGGAGGCGGCGCGGUGGGAUGCGGAGGUUGCGCAGCUGGGGCUGGCGAGUGUGCUGAUUGAUACGGCGAAUCUGCAGGACGGGAGCAAGACGACUGAUCACGAUCGCAGGGCGGUGGAGUAUCUCGAGGGCAAGAUUAGAGCGUGUCCGCAGGUGGCGGCGGGGUACGAUCGCACGGCGUUUUACGAGGCUAUAGAUGCGGCGAAGCAGGAUAUUGGGUCACUCAGGCUGCGGGAUAUUCUGCAGAAGGACUACAAGGAGUGGGAGCAGAGCGACGGGCAGAAGCUCGGUAUCAGCUCUGUUGUCAAGCCCAUCCCGUUUCUGCUAGACAAAGCCGGCGAGGAGGCUGGCUCGGCCGCGUCCGACGCCUUCCUCGGGCAGCUACGGUCGUUUGCGGAGGAGCGUGGGCUCGACUUGUACAGCAUCAUGACGACGUCGACGUCGCCGACCGGGGCAUUCCAGCGCGAGCUCCUCCUGUGGGCCUUGAGCGAAAAAGCCGCGGCCUGGGCAGAGGCCUUUGCGGCGGCGUCGCGCGAGGAGCUCGGGCUCGAGGACUGGGACGGCGACGCGGACGUGGCACGCAGCUCGGGCAACGGGCGGUGGAGAAGAGUGUGGUGGCAGCGGCAAGUGCAACACAGUCGGAAACGUGUCGCUCCGUUGCUGAGGCAGGCGCACGACUGACUCAGCCAGACGGGCAGAAGUCACCUGUAGGGUGCGCGGCAGCGUUGGGCGUGUGGUCGGGUCGUCAGGCAGAGUGGCGGUCUCGUGACACCGUGUGCUGUAUCCAGCAGGCGCCGGGAUCAAGCCAGAACUCGUGUCCGGGUUGCUGGACUGGCGGUGUCGUCGCACGGAGACGCGAGUGGUGGAAAGCCAUCCUUGUCGGUCUGUCUUACAGCAUGAGAUAUCGCGGCGUAGCGCGCGCACAACGCAUGAUGGCAAUUCUCCUUGAGCGUGAUCGAGUGCAGCGCAGGGCCGCAGGCAGCGCAGGCAGUGCAGACAGCUCCAUACAUAGCUGCUGAACAGUCACCACGCUGAUCGCGCCC